AUGCAUGAAUAUUUUAUGAAUGAUACAUUUGAUGAUUUAACUCUAGAAGGCACUCAUAUGCCAAUAAAAUCAUGUAGAGAAGCAUCCUUCCUUCACCCCCCUGGAGAAAAUCAUCCAUCUAAAAACUCCCAUAGUAAACCAAUCACCAAUCCUAGAAAAAGUGAUGUAUCUUUUGAUGACUCCUUUUUCCUCUCAGAGUCUUCCUUCUCACUAGGAGAAAUUGAAACAUAUGAUAAUUCAACAUCAAAAAGUAAUUGUUGUGAAGAAAAUCAACACAAAUGUUUGAAUAAUUUGAAAACUGCUGUUCCUGAAGUAAAAGAACCUUGCAGUUCUAACAGACCUAUUCAGGGACAUUCAAAUGUACUCCCUUCAGUCUUGAACAUUGGAACUGGUGGUAAACAGGUUAAUGGAGUUGAAGGAAAUAUAGAGGAAGAUCAACUGAACCAAAAAGAAGCACUUGGGAUAAAAACAACAACAAUUGACAAAUGCAGCAAUUCCGAAAAUUCAAAAACAAUCAAAUCAGCUGUAGUUGAGAUAAAGCAGUUGUCAUCAUGGGGACUUCCUCAAUCUGUCCUAGAUAAAUAUGAAACACACAAGUUAAAGUCAAUGUUUCAGUGGCAGGUAGAUUGUUUAAGCAUGAAAGAUGUCUUGAGCAAAAGCAAAAAUUUAGUAUAUUCCGCACCUACAUCUGCGGGGAAAACACUUGUUGCUGAAAUACUGGCUAUGAAAACAAUUUUCGAAACCAAGAAGAAAGUUAUAUUCAUACUCCCAUUUGUAUCUAUUGUGAGAGAAAAGAUGUACUAUUUUCAAGACAUUCUCAGCAGUAGUGGUAUAAGAGUUGAGGGUUUUAUGGGGUCUUACAAUCCACCAGGUGGUUUUAGCUCUGUACAGGUUGCCAUAUGCACCAUUGAGAAAGCAAAUAGUCUCAUCAACAGACUUCUAGAAGAAGAACAUCUAGGCGAUAUUGGAGCAAUUUUAGUGGAUGAGAUGCAUUUACUAGGUGAUCCCCAUAGAGGCUAUUUACUUGAACUACUCCUGACCAAACUGAAAUACAUUAGUAAAAAAGAUGAUAACAUCAAGAUUCAGGUAGUAGGCAUGUCUGCAACACUACCGAACUUAUCUCAGCUUGCAAAAUGGCUGGAUGCUGAACUGUAUACUACGAAUUUUCGCCCAAUUCCGCUACAUGAACAAGUACAACUUACUGGUGAGGUUUUUGAUAAAAACUUGAAACUUGUAAGGAAAUUGAACCCUCUUCCUGAUCUUGAGGUUGAUACGGACAAUGUGCUUCAAUUAUGUUUGGAAACUAUUGGUGAAUCAUGUUCAAUUCUCAUUUUCUGUCCAACAAAAAAUUGGUGUGAGAACUUGGCUCAGCAAAUUUCCGCUGCAUUUCAUAAAAUAGGUAGCUGCGAUUCAAGAUGGGGAAAGUUGCUAAGAAGUCAGCUUAACACUAGCUCGAUAAGGGAACUUUUGGAGCAGCUCAAGUACUGUCCAGUCGGUCUUGACGAUGUCUUGCGUAAAACAGUGUCUUUCGCUGUUGCCUUUCACCAUGCCGGCUUAACUCUCGAUGAAAGAGAUAUCAUCGAAGCUGCCUUUCGCAAUGGAGCGCUGAGAGUGCUUGUCGCAACAUCAACUCUAUCGUCAGGGGUUAAUCUUCCGGCUCGAAGAGUCAUUAUUAGGACCCCGAAUUUUCACGGCAAACCAAUGGACACAUUAACGUACCGACAGAUGAUAGGUAGAGCAGGCAGGAUGGGCAAGGAUUCUGUGGGGGAGAGUAUCCUUAUUUGUCAGAAUUCAAGAGACCUCAGAAUCGCAAAGGAACUUAUGAAUGUUGAUUUGAGACCAGUAGAGAGUUGUUUGGAGGGGCCUGGUAAACUAAAAAGGGCUAUUUUGGAAGUCAUUGCCAGUGGUGUGGCUUCUAGCCCCCAUGAUAUAGAUCUAUUCGCCAGUUGUACCCUUUUAUCCAUUGAAGAUAGAGAUGAUCAGAUUAUGGAUGACCCUAUCAAGGAAGCUGUUAAAUUUUUGAAUGACUUUGAAUUCAUUCGAUUACAAAAAUGUGAAGAUGGAACUGAAACAUUCAUUGCCACCUCUCUCGGAAAAGCUUGUUUAUCCUCAUCAAUGGCUCCCGACGAAGGUUUAGCGUUAUUCACAGAACUGGAAAAAGCAAGACGAUGUUUUGUGCUUGAUUCUGAGUUGCACUUGGUAUAUCUGGUAACACCUUAUAGUGCUUGCCAGUCUUGGGGUAAUAUUGACUGGAUGUUCUACUUAGACCUUUGGGAAAAAUUACCUGGUCAUAUGAAAAAAGUUGGGGAGUUGGUCGGAGUUAAGGAAUCCUAUAUAGUCAAUGCCACUAGGGGAAAGCUGCAAACCAACACGAAUAAAUCGUAUAACCAGCUUUUGGUACAUAAAAGAUUUUUUGUAGCUCUUGCAUUACAGGAUUUGGUGAACGAGAAGCCUCUCAACUGGGUAUGUGCCAAAUUUAGUUGUAACAGAGGCAUGUUGCAAUCAUUACAACAGUCAUCAUCCUCGUUUGCUGGAAUGGUAACAUCUUUCAGUCGGCAGUUGGGUUGGAGCAAUGUGGAAUUGCUGAUUUCCCAAUUCCAAGAUCGAAUGCAAUUCGGAGUCAGCAGAGAUCUAUUGGAUCUCAUGCAGCUUCCCAUAGUGAAUGGAAAAAUAGCCAGAGCAUUGUUCAACGCCGGAAUUGAAACAUUGGUACUCUUAGCAAACUCUGAUAUCUCGACCAUAGAGCUCAUCUUAUAUCGGGUAGCGCCUUUUGAAACUGUGAAAGGAAAAGAGGGGGAGUCCGAGUUUGAUCAGAAACAGAGAAACAAAUACAAGAAUGUCUGGAUUACGGGAAAAGAGGGAUUGACAGAAAGGGAAGCUGCGGAAAUGUUAGUUGGGGAGGCGAGAAGUUAUUUGAAGUUGGAAAUGGGGUUGGCAGAGGCUAAAUGGGCUAGCAACGUCGAUGAAAAUCAGGAAAAGCCUACUGGGGCUGAAAUUGAAACUAAAGAAAUCGAUCCAUCAGAACAGGAAACGCUUGAAAAAACAGUUUCCAGUAUUGCCAAUCUUUCCAAAAUUACCACUGAUAGUAUUCCGAAAGAGGAUAAUAAAGUAGAAUCAGUCGAUGUUGGGUUUAAUCCUAAUUCGUCAUUAUCUUCGUCGAACAUGAAUAUUUCAUAUAUGUCUAGUCAACAUUCUGGAGAAGAUUCGAUAGAAAUCGAAGAUGUAGAAGAUGUUCCUGAGGAAACCGAAAAUUUACAAAAAACGUUGAAAAUAAAUCUCCAUGAUGUAUCACAGAACACUAACACCGACUGCAACAUGUUAAAGGUAUCAUCACCAGUGAAAAUACAUCUUACUACCUCAAAUGCUACAAAAGGAGAAAUGGAAGGACCUGAUGAAGUUUCACUUGGAAAUGUUGAUGAGAAAAUCACGAAAUUGAAUAACAAUGCGGGCCACCAAUUUUUAUCCCCAAUACCACUUCAGUUGAAGAGCAAUAAUAUCAAUGUAUUGGUACAAGGCACGCAUUCUGAUCAAAGCCUUUUUGAUGAAAGUUUUGACUUGCAUCUGAGUGGGAGUGAGGGAGAUACAUCUAGUCGAAAAGUUGAAUCUGUUAGUUUUCUUGAAGAAGCUUUCAGUGAAUCAUUUGAUACCCAAGAUCGGAGUUCAACUCCGAGCGAUAUACACAUCUCACCUUUUUGCGAUGUUGAUGCGAAUAAAAUAAACAAGCGCAAAAACAACAACAUCGAAUUGGAAACUCCUACCAAGAAGCUUAAAACUAGUAAUGAAAACAUAAUAGAUGAAGAUGAUAUCAACAACUCCUAUAUUUUAAAUAAACUGAAAGACCAACCGAUGACUGACUUCAACAAAAUGGAAAUAGUCAAUGUGUGCCAGGAUAAACAUUUAUUUGAAAUAUUUUGCUCGGAAAUAAGAGGACAAACAAGUUUUUCUCUGUCUUUGGCAAGCAAGAGAAUCAUCAGUACCAAGCAGACUAUUGGUAACAUUGUUUCAGAAGCUAUUGAAGAAUUUCAAGUUAAUUUUACUGAAGAAGAAAGGAAAUUAACUGGCGUAAGUUUUGCCUGGGGUGAAAACUUUGUGUAUUAUAUCAGCCUGGACAAUCCUGACUACUAUCAAAAAUUCGUAGAAGAAAUGAAAUUAAUUCUCAAGAACACAAGUACAAGGAUACGAAUGUUUGAUGCCAAGGAACAAAUAAAAGCCCUGAAAUACUGUUGUGAUCUUGAUUUUUUAUCGAAAAUUGAUGAUCCAAAGAUUGCUGACUGGAUUUUAGACCCAGAAGGAAAAGAAAAAACCUUGAAGGCAAUGGCUUUGAAAUACUGCCCCGAAGCAGCUGAACUGUCACAGUUGUGUGUCGGUUGCAAAGGUGUAGGUAGUGUAGGUCUAGAUUUGCACAGUCAUGUAGAGGCAAAAACUAGAUCUGCUGUGGAAGCUAUGAUAACUUGGCAUUUGAUGGACACGCUGAAGGAUUUGCUGAAAGAAGAAGAUCCAGGGUAUUUGAAUAUAUAUGAAACUGAGGCAGAUACUGUUUUAUGUCUGGCGAACAUGGAGUUGAGUGGUAUGAGUGUUAGUAAAACAUCUCUCCAAGAAUUAGUUGGAAAUAUAAAACAUCAAAUAACUGCAAUUGAAACCCAAGCAUAUUCAUUAGCGGGCAAGCGUUUCAAUUUUCAGUCAUCGAAGGAAGUUGCAAAAAUCUUAGGGAUGUUGAAAGGCAGAAAAGUAGCUAGUACCCGAAAACAAGUCCUACUGAAAAACGAACAUCCCAUCUCUGAUCUGGUCAUGCAAUGGCGCAAACUCAGCACAACGCUCACCAAGACAAUCUAUCCUCUCAUAAGGAUAACAAAAGAAGCUAAAAUUCAUGGUUGCUAUAUCACCCAUACUGCUACUGGACGGAUCACCAUGCAUGAACCCAAUCUACAGAACAUAGCCAAAGAUUUCAAUGUUACUAAUCCGUUAACAAACAAAUGUGUGAAUAUUAGCUGUCGUAGUGCAUUCCUAGUUCCUGCUGGAUUCUGUUUGUUAUCUGCCGAUUAUUGUCAAUUAGAAUUAAGGCUAUUGACACAUCUAUCACGUGACAGGAUGUUGUGUGACAUAAUGAAUAGACCUGGAGAUGUUUUCAAGUCUAUCGCUGCUCAAUGGAAUCAUGUGGAAGAAGAAAAGGUGGAUGACUCUAUGAGACAAAGAGUGAAACAUAUAUGUUAUGGAAUUAUCUAUGGGAUGGGCAGCAGAACUUUAGCAGACCAACUAAAUAUAGAUGAAAAUGAGGCUUCACAAUUCAUAACAACAUUCAAAGAUACUUAUCCAGGAUUAAAAACCUUCAUUAAAGAUACUGUAGAGAAGUGCAGAAUAAACAGCUAUGUUCAAACGAUUACUGGAAGAAAAAGAUUUUUACCCAAUAUCAACGACGCCAAUGCCGUGAAGAAAGGUCAAGCUGAGAGACAAGCUGUCAAUACUGUGGUGCAGGGUUCGGCAGCUGAUAUUGCAAAAAAGGCCAUGGUGAAAAUAGAUAAUGCAAUGCAGGAAUGUUUCGUCAAUACAAAAAGUAAGCCUGAACCAGUACUUCAUUUACAUGACGAAAUUAUUUACCAAGUUCCUGUGAAGUAUUUGAGAAAAUCUGCUAUUAUCGUAAAAGAAAAUAUGGAGAAUGUUAUGAAACUCUCUAUACCGUUACCUGUGAAAAUCAGAACAGGAGAAUCCUGGGGAUCAAUGUCUGAAAUGAGAAUUUGA
Molecule: messenger RNA, 5736 nt
Organism: Phaedon cochleariae (mustard beetle)
Lineage: Eukaryota; Metazoa; Arthropoda; Insecta; Coleoptera; Chrysomelidae
Source: the annotation of a GenBank genome assembly